AUGUUCAAAAGGAUCCUGUCGUGCUGUUGUUCUUCAGAAGGCCGGAAGUCGGCGGAUGCGCAGACAGGCGUCCAGGGCGGAGCGGUGCACCAAGGGGGUGAGGCUGGUGGCGAUAUGAAUAUUCUGCAGUUGAUUCAGUCCAUGCUUGAAGGACCCAUUGUCCAGAUUGUCACAUCCCGGCUGGCCGGCGGUGCCCCUUCCCCUCGCUUCCCAGAGGCGCUGGCUGCCGAGUUGGAGCACCUGGAGAACUACGAAACUGCCAAAAAGCUCGCUCAAGUGAUCGCCGCAGGUCCCACCACCCAGAACAUCGCCAUGGCCCGCAUGCUAGCCAUCCAACUCGCCAAGGAACUCGUAGACGCCGCCGACAAGGUUUUCCCCAUUGUCGACCCGGCCACCGCCGUCCCCGUGGCUCCUGGAACAGAGACCCCCGCCGCUGCCGCCCCAGCAGCUACGACUACGACCACCGCCGCUGCGCCUACCACUCCCGCCGCUGUGACCUCGACUCCCACCCCUGCGCCGGUCGCUGAGGCCCCCGUGGCUGCGACUACUCCUACCACCCCUGCGGUUACUACGGCCUCCACCGUGGCGCCCGCCACCGAGUCUGCUCCUGCCGUUCCUACCACGGUCGUAAAGGCUGCCGCCACAGUGGCACCUGCCGAGGAGGAAGCUGGUGUUAAGGAGGAAGGAAAUGACGCGUCGGCGAAACCUGACGCGUCGGCGAAACCUGCUUCUUCUGCGCAGGCCACGCCUGCGGUCGGCGAAGCGGACAUUGUCGAGGCGGAGGAUGUCGGGACGGAAGAGAGCGAUGAGGAGUUCGACAGCGAGGAGUUGAGCAGUGACGAGCUGUACAGCGAAGAGGAUACGGACGAGGAGACGGACGAGGAGUACUCACCGGAGAUGCUCGAAGGGCUUAUGCAGCAGCUUGCCGGUGAAGGAAGCUCGGCGGAACUGCAGCAACUGGCAGCAAGCAUUGCUUCAGGAGCACCCGUUUCGAUGAAGCAAAUUGAGAGCUUGGUAGCCCAAGGUUUGGUCACGGCAGGAGAGGAUGAAACUGAAGCCGAUGCCGAAACUGAGGCCAAGAGGGUCGUGGUUCCCAGGGUACAACUCGAGGACCCGGCGGUGCCCCGGUCAUAA
Messenger RNA from Gregarina niphandrodes, 1134 nucleotides. RefSeq lists its product as hypothetical. The coding region runs from base 1 to 1134 and encodes 377 amino acids. The transcript has a single exon. Lineage: Eukaryota; Apicomplexa; Conoidasida; Eugregarinorida; Gregarinidae. The record is from RefSeq and is a predicted model, not a curated record.